Messenger RNA from Paramisgurnus dabryanus, 1683 nucleotides. The record is from RefSeq and is a predicted model, not a curated record. Lineage: Eukaryota; Metazoa; Chordata; Actinopteri; Cypriniformes; Cobitidae.
GUUGUUUUUACUGACCUGCAAUUUAUCUCGUUGUACGUUGCUGGAGCCUGCCAUUCAAAUCAACUUGGCAACAAGGUACAGAGGCUGCAAGUGGUUUAAAACCUUGUUUUGGAGCAAUUUCAUCCAUGCAAUAUAUUGGGAACCACAUGUACUUAAUAUGGGUUAGGGUUUGGUUCAGUGCUGGUCCUUAAGAAUUACACAGUUACUCAGUUAGUGCAUAAUAGAAAUACAGGAUUGUAAAAUAAAGUACUAUCAAAUUAAGUGUUCUCGUAUGUAACUCUGAGCUGUGUGUUGUCACGGAUAGACCAGAGCCGACAGAGGGCUCCGUAGCCAUUGGGACACUUUAAGGCAAGCAGCACACUGUGGAUUUUUCUCAACUGGGGGACAAAUGCCUGAAAGCUUAGGUGGCUUGUUGGAAGGUCCUUGUGGUUACACAUCUGCCGACACGCCUGCAUCCAGAAGUGUUGUUGCACCCACCACAGUGCGCUGUCCUAACUCUCAUGGCAGUUGCCGGCAGAGCAAUGCAUUAUGGGAACAGAACCCAAGUUGUAGCUCAGUUUCAAUUGACGAUGUAGACGGUGAGGAAGAAAGUGACUAUGGUCGUCCUCUGCCUGAUAAUUCCCCCCGAAUAUCUCCAUGGACAUUGUGCACUUAUCAAGAACGUUUUGGAAGACCCCGAACUGCUCCCCCCAGCCCGUUGCACUCCCAUCCAGUAAGAGAGGCCACCACAUGCUCCCAUGCAAGGACGGCAAACGAGGAAGGUCUGGAUGAGUUGCGCAGUACAUUACAGCAACAUACAGAAAACAUACAGCUGCUUGGUGAGAGAAUGCUUGCUGCUAGUGGUCGCAUGUCUGAGAGCAUGCAGGACAAUUCUCAGGCUAUGACGAUGCUAAUGCAUGUGGUGGAGAAGCUUCAGGAGAUAGUCAUGACUUCAGCACCUCCAGUAGUUACAAAAGCCCCAGUUAAUGCGGUUGCAAUAAAUGCAAGCACAUUGGGUAACAGAUGGGGCAGAAUAUCGCAAAGUGUUCCUGUCAGUCCAGCUAUGACCUCUUCUUCUCGCCGUUCAACAUGUUCGUCCUCAGCAUCUUCUUCAUCCACCAUUACUCUGCUGGAACAGUCAGCUUUAUCAAGGGGGAGAUCCUUUAGCCACGCCUCCAAUGCUGUGUCACUUAAAGGCGCUGUGAAAACAAAGCCUUUACCAUCUUCGCCACACCUGAUGACCAAUGGCUCAUUAAUAUCCAGUCCUUCCCAGAAACAUAAAGAGAUCGGCAGCACAUUUGGGUGUCUCUCUGCCCAGAAGAGAAAGAAGAAAAGCAAGAAAUAGGAAUAAAGCCUCUUCUAUGUUUCAUUGGUUACUACAUCCUUUCGAAUCUUCCUCUUUUUCGUCUCAGGCAUGCUCUUGUUUUAAAACUUUAUUAUGUGUGUGUGUCAUUAUGUCACCACUUUUCAUUUAGGUUACCAUGAUACGACAUCAGUGCUUCUCCAAUCUUUUUGGACAAUGUUGGUUGUCCUACUUCAUCAAUGAGCAUCUUCCUCAUCCUCUCUUCCCGUAACACAUCGUCGUUCAGUUUUUUGUCAUUAAUAACAACCAUUUGCAUGCCACUCCCAUCAGAUGUGUUUUUGGUGUUGAAGUGUAGUUUGUAUGUGCUAAAUACAUAAUAAAUCCUUGUAGACUUUUCGAUU